Messenger RNA from Cylicocyclus nassatus, 413 nucleotides. NCBI's taxonomy places the organism in Eukaryota, Metazoa, Nematoda, Chromadorea, Rhabditida, Strongylidae. The record is from the annotation of a GenBank genome assembly.
AGAUCAUUUUCUACGUAUGGAAGAUGAGCCAUUUAUACGAAGGCAGCUCCGCUGGAAAUAUAAGACGAAUCAAGGAGUAUAGAUAUGCACUACAAUUUUGUGCAAUAUCCAUUUUCUAUCUGUGUGCGUGGGUUAUGUUCCGAGUGUUUCCUGUAUUGAUCGGAGAAAGCGGAGUGGAAUAUUUCAUUGUCAUCUCAGCAUGCGUGACGUUGAACGCAUCAGCAAAUGCCAUCGUUUACAUCACUUCUAAUUUUGAGGUUCAAAGUGUGCUUUCUGGUACAACAAUUAGUUCUUUGCUCCAUGCAAGCUUAUCACAUACGGAGCGCAAAUCUAGGACAAAUCCUACUAUUUCGCAGAAAGUAAUUGAACACAGAGGAGAAUAAUUCAGAUGUGUGUUACCUUACACAUGCAAC